Messenger RNA from Exaiptasia diaphana, 967 nucleotides. Its product is annotated as 3-hydroxyacyl-CoA dehydrogenase type-2. Gene Ontology annotation, biological process: androgen metabolic process; fatty acid metabolic process; estrogen metabolic process. The record is from RefSeq and is a predicted model, not a curated record. Gene Ontology annotation, cellular component: mitochondrion. The transcript has 4 exons. Gene Ontology annotation, molecular function: estradiol 17-beta-dehydrogenase [NAD(P)+] activity. Lineage: Eukaryota; Metazoa; Cnidaria; Anthozoa; Actiniaria; Aiptasiidae. The coding region runs from base 55 to 825 and encodes 256 amino acids.
UUUAUAACGUGUCUCUUUCCAAGCCUGGGUAAACGUGAAAAAUUGCCCAUCAUAAUGCUACUCAAAGACGUCGUUUGCCUUGUUACUGGAGGUCUAUCCGGUCUUGGACUUGCUACAGCCAGGAGACUUCUCCAAAAUGGCGCGAAGGUUGUUAUAYCAGAUGUGCAAGGAACCGAUGAAACCAUCAUGUCGGAGUUUGGCAAAGAAUGUACGUUUGUUAAGGCAGAUGUUUCAUCUGAAAAGGACAUCACUUUAGCUGUAGCAAAAGCUAUUGAGACAUAUGGGUUUAURAAUGCAUCAGUCAAUUGUGCUGGAAUCAAUGCAGGAGGGCUCACAGUAUCUGAAGAUGGACAACCUCACUCAUUAGAACUGUUUGAGAAAGUAAUGAAGAUCAAUGGUAUUGGAACAUUUAAUGUUGCAAGGCUUGUUGCCCAAGCAAUGACCAAAAACGUUCCAAAUAAGGAAGGAGAAAGAGGUGUCAUUGUUAACACUUCAAGUAUCCAUGGAUACGAGGGCGUGUCAGGUAAAGUAGCAUAUUCUGCAACCAAAGGUGCAGUCAAUGCAAUGACACUACCACUUGCUAGGGACUUGGCAAAGUUUGGUAUAAGGGUCAUUUCUAUUGCACCAGGAUUGUUUGAAACACCCAUGUUUAUCAAAGGAAGGCCUGAUCCUGUUUCAAGAGCAGAAYUUACAAAAGAUGUUCCUUUUCCCAAAAGAGCAGGAAAGCCUGAAGAAUUUGCCCAUCUUGUCCAAGCAGUUAUUGAAAAUACAAUGUUAAAUGGAGAAGUGAUAAGAAUAGACYGAGCAGUAAGAUUGGGUAGAUAGCAACAAUUUACUAUACCCAUAAAAUCGAAAGCCCGACACGAAAACGAAUGCGAAGGAGACUACAAAUAUGUAUACAAGACAAGAACUUGUAAAAUGAUAAUAACUAUUAUUAUUAAUUAUCAUUUGGUAUUCCUCUUGAUAA